UACUCUCCUGGCAAACCAUCUUCAACAGAACGGGUGAGAUGAACAUCAUCACCAUGCUCCUCUUACCAGUGCUGCUCCUGCUCUCUGGUGUGGAAUCCAGUCCCACCUUUGAGCAUCAAGACGCCUUCACCGGGAACGUCCUCAUCUGUGACAAGUGUCCCCCCGGGACCCACAUAACCGAGUACUGCACCGCCACCACGCCCACCGUGUGCGCGCCCUGCAGAAGGCACCACUUCACCGAGCUGUGGAACUACCUGCCCAAGUGUCUCUACUGCAGCAACUUCUGCACCGAGAACCAGGAGGUGGAGACGGAGUGCACAGUGACAAGCAAUCGGGUCUGUCGUUGCAAAGACGGCUCCUACUUGACAGGGGACUCCUGUGUGAGGCACAAAGAGUGCGGUCCCGGACGCGGUGUUCUCACAAAAGGCACGUUGCAAAGAAACACCGUGUGUGAAAGGUGUUCCGGUGGUUACUUCUCUACCUCUCUGUCUGCGCUGGAAUCGUGCGUAAAACAUCAGGAAUGCGCAAGCGGACAGAUAGAGCUCCUCCGCGGAUCAGUCCACCAGGAUACAGUGUGUGGCUCAUGCGAGGACCUCGCAAAUGUUGAGACGCUGAGAACGUUCUUCUCAGGAUUGUUCAGUUUGAACAGGAUGCGUGCAGUAAAAAUUAGAAAAUGUAUUGCCAGGCACAUUCAUAACGCAAAGGAGGGCCCUCUCCCCAAACAGAGGAUGGCUCUGAUGGAUUGGAUCAGAGCGCGGCUGGCUCAGGCUCCAAAGGAGCAGCUCAACGCACUGCCAAAGAUGCUGAAGACUUCACACUUCUGCACCAUUGCAGAAAAACUAGAGACAAUCUUCAACGAGAUUAAGGAACAGAGCCCAAACUGUACCUUACCUUUUGAUGUUUAGAGUCCGUGCAGCUUGGUUAUGCUCAUACACCUUUCUCUUAGUUUGGAUUUGUGUCCAUUUUGGCUUCCGAUAUAUUUACAUAUGGAUUGUUUUCUCAGAGAGUGUUACCUCGCUACUCCUUAGCAGCAGGGACAUGUGACCGCUACACUGACAAUGAUGAUGGUCCAUGUUACUUGAGCAGUAUUACUUAAAUUACCAAAAUGUAGUAUACAGAAGACUGUGGAUGCAAAAUGAAAGCUUCCAUGAUUAAGAUGGUGAAAAAUAGUCAGGUCUUGUCUGAGUAUUAUGGACUUAGGUCAGACUAUUUACUUCUUAUAAGGAGAAAAAAGUGAUUAACUGUCAUGACUCAACACGAGGGGAACAUCACAAGUAAAAUAGUACUAUAUUCAAAUGUUACAUUACUUUAAGUAAAUCCCUGAAACUUGUAAUGAUAUGAAAGGGAACUGUAAUGAUGAAUAAAUGUUGUCAUAAAAUGUUUGAGGUUCUGUAAAAUGUUGCAAUUUCAAACAUAUGUUAGAAUAAAUAAAGUAUAACGGCA
This is a messenger RNA of Gasterosteus aculeatus aculeatus (three-spined stickleback), 1443 nucleotides long. Its product is annotated as tumor necrosis factor receptor superfamily member 5-like. The record is from RefSeq and is a predicted model, not a curated record. Gene Ontology annotation, molecular function: protein binding. NCBI's taxonomy places the organism in Eukaryota, Metazoa, Chordata, Actinopteri, Perciformes, Gasterosteidae.